Messenger RNA from Balaenoptera musculus (blue whale), 4152 nucleotides. It is a transcript of the gene ROBO4, whose product is annotated as roundabout guidance receptor 4. The coding region runs from base 555 to 3494 and encodes 979 amino acids. NCBI's taxonomy places the organism in Eukaryota, Metazoa, Chordata, Mammalia, Artiodactyla, Balaenopteridae. The record is from RefSeq and is a predicted model, not a curated record. Gene Ontology annotation, biological process: cell-cell adhesion; axon guidance. Gene Ontology annotation, cellular component: axon; plasma membrane. The transcript has 20 exons. Gene Ontology annotation, molecular function: protein binding.
GGACUGAGUGAGGAGAAAGAGUCUUAACGUCCUAAGGAAGAGCUCAGAAUGAUGGGGCCUUCCAAUCCCCAUCAGUUCUUAGCACUUGGGUGUCCAGAGUCUGGGAAUGGAAAGAGGCUGUGCCAACGGCAUGUCCAGGGUUCUCCAAGGCACUGAGGGCCAGGCAGGAAGCAUCGGUUUCCUCAAAGCCGCUUCCCUCCUGGGGCAGAGUCUCGGUCACAAACAACCACCACCACCGCGCCCGCCCCUCUUUCCCUCCGCUGUGAGCUCAGAGCAGUGGGACAAAGUGCUACGGACGAGGACAGAGGCCCGAGGGCAGCCAUGGGCUCUGGAGGAGUUUGCCUCCUCGGGGCCCGUCAGCCCCUGCCUCUCCUGCUUCUGCUCGUCACAGUGGGGGGUACCAGAGACGACGGUGGUGAUGACGAUGAUGGUGAUGUUGAGUGUGAGGCAGACAGACUGAGAGCUCCACUGGCCCUCACCUGGGUGCCCCGCGCGCAUGCUGGCCUUCUCCCCUCCCAGCUAGCGUGUUAUUGGGGAACUGAUCUUCAGGAGGCAUGGCUCAGGACUCCCCACCCCAGAUCCUCAUCCACCCCGAGGACCAGCUGCUCCAGGGCCCUGGCCAGGCCAUGAUGAGCUGCCAGGCCUCAGGCCAGCCGCCUCCCACCAUCCGCUGGCUGCUGAAUGGGCAUCCCCUGAGCAUGGUGCCCCCAGACAUUCACCACCUCCUACCUGACGGAACCCUCCUGCUGCUGCGGCCCCCUCCCCGGGGACGUGCCCACGAUGACCAGGCCCUGUCCACAGACCUGGGUGUCUACACGUGUGAGGCCAGCAACCGGCUGGGCACGGCAGUCAGCCGGGGCGCUCGGCUGUCUGUGGCUGUCCUUCGGGAAGAUUUCCAGGUCCAGCCUCGGGACGCGGUGGCCACGGUGGGCGAGCAGGUGAUUCUGCAGUGUGGGCCACCCUGGGGCCACCCAGAGCCCACAGUUUCAUGGUGGAAGGAUGGGAAACCCCUGGCCCUGCAGCCAGGGCGGCACUCGGUGUCCAGAGGUUCCCUGCUGAUGGCAAGAGCAGAGAAGAGUGACGCAGGGACCUAUAUGUGCGUGGCCACCAACAGUGCAGGACGACGGGAGAGCCGGGCAGCCAGGGUGUCUGUCCAAGAGCCCCAGGAAUACAAGGAGCCCCUGGAGCUUCUGGCUGUGCGCAUUCAGCUGGAAAACGUGACCCUGCUGAACCCAGACCCUGCGAAGGGCACCCAGCCUGGUCCUGCCGUGUGGCUCAGCUGGAAGGUGAGCGGCCCUGCUGCACCUGCUCAGUCCUACACGGCCCUGUUCAGGACCCAGGCUGCCCCCGGAGGCCAGGGAGCCCCGUGGGCAGAGGCCCUGCUGGCUGGCUGGCAGAGCGCAGAGCUUGAGGGUCUCCACUGGGGCCAAGACUACGAGUUCAAAGUGAGACCAUCCUCCGGGCGGGCUCAAGGCCCCGACAGCAACGUGCUGCUCCUGAGGCUGCCUGAACAAGUGCCCAGUGCCCCUCCGCAGGAGGUGACCCUUUUACCUGGCAACGGCAGUGUCCUCGUGAGCUGGGUCCCACCACCUGCUGAAAAGCACAAUGGCAUCAUCCGUGGCUACCAGGUCUGGAGCCUGGGCAACACCUCGUUGCCCCCCGCCAACUGGACGGUGGCGGGCGAGCAGACCCGGCUGGAGAUCGCCACCCGCAUGCCAGGCUCCUACUGCGUACAAGUGGCCGCAGUCACUGGGGCUGGGGCUGGGCAGCCCAGCAGCCCUGUCUGCCUCCUUUUAGAGCAGGCCGUGGAGCAAGCUGCCCAGGAACCCAGUGCGCACGGGCCGUGGACCCUGGAGCAACUGAGGGCGGCCUUGAGGCAGCCAGAGGUCAUUGCCAGCGGGGGUGUUGUGCUCUGGCUGCUGCUGCUGGGCACCGCCGUGUGCGUCCACCGCCGGCGCCGAGCUGGGGUGCACCUGGGCCCAGGUCUGUACAGACAUACCAGUGAGGACGCCAUCCUAAAACACAGGAUGGAUCACAGUGACUCCCCGUGGCUGGCAGACACUUGGCGCUCCACCUCUGGCUCUCGGGACCUCAGCAGCAGCAGCAGUCUCAGCAGCCGACUGGGAGUGGACCCCCGGGACCCACUAGACGGUCGUCGCUCCUUGAUCUCCUGGGAUCCCCGAAGCCCCGGUGUGCCCCUGCUUCCCGACACCAGCACUUUUUAUGGCUCCCUCAUCAAUGAGCUGCCUUCCAGCCCCCCAGCCCGGCCAAGUCCCCAGGCCCCAGCUGCCAGGCGGCUCACACCCCAGCUGGCCAGGGCCUCCAGUCCCUGGCCCAGUUCAGACAGCCUCUGCGGCCGCAGGGGCCUCUCUUCUCCGCGCUUGUCUCUGGCCCCUGCAGAGGCUUGGAAGGCCAAAAAGAAGCAGGAGCUGCACCAGGCCAACAGCUCCCCGCUGCUCCGGGCCAGCCACCCCGUGGAGCUCUGGGCCUGUGAGCUGGGCAACCGAGGCUCCAAGAACCUUUCCCAAAGCCCAGCCUGUCGUUCCCCAGGAGCUGUGCCCUGGGCCCUGGUUGCCUGGCGGGCCCUGGGACCACAGCUCCUCGGCUCCUGCAGUGAGCUGGUGACUCGCCCUCUCCCCGCAGCACCCCUCUCUCCUCGUGGACCCCCCACUCAGAGUCAACAGACCCAGCACUCGGUGGAGCCCCAAGCCCCCUCCUGCCCCCCACUGCCAGCAGCCCCCGUCCCCGCCUUUAUCCCCUCCAGUCCCCAGGCCUCUUCCCUCUCUGGCCCCAGCCCAGCAUCCAGUCGCCUGUCCAGCUCGUCACUGUCGUCCCUGGGGGAUGACCAGGACAGUGUGCUGACCCCUGAGGAGGUGGCGCUGUGCCUGGAGCUCAGUGAGGGUGAGGAGACCCCCAGGAACAGUGUCUCUCCAAUGCCAAGGACUCCUUCACCCCCCGCCACCUAUGGCUACAUCAGCGUCCCGACGGCCUCGGAGCUAGCGGACAUGGGCAGGCCUGGAGGAGGGGUGGGGUCCGAGGUGAGGGGCUUGCUGUGCCCACCUCGGCCCUGCCCCACACCCACGCCCAGCGAGGGCUCCUUGGCCAACGGCUGGGGCUCAGCCUCUGAGGACAACGCCCCCAGCGCCAGAGCCAGCCUGGUCAGCUCCUCCGACGGCUCCUUCCUCGCCGACGCCCACUUCGCCCGGGCCCUGGCCGUGGCUGCGGACAGCUUUGGCUUUGGUCUGGAGCCCAGGGAGGCAGACUGCGUCUUCACAGAUGCUUUGUCACCUCCCUCCCCCCGGGAUGACCUCUUCCUGAACUCCGCCCUCUCCCUGCCCCCGUGGGAGUGGAGGUCAGAGUGGUUGGAGGACAUGGAGAAAAACCACACCCAGUGGCUGGGAAGGGGGCUGCCUCCCUGGCCCCCCACCUCUCGGAUCUCGUCCCAGAGAAGUCAGCUCAGCUGUCCUGCGCCCAAGGCCGGCGACGCCUCGUGAGCUGAUCCCAAGACUGCCAAGAGGAGAAUCAGAACCCUCUCCCCUGUCAGCCACCAGCCUGGGCUGUGGACUGUGGGUCUUGGCCUGUGCUUCUCUGCAGUUGGGGUCCACCUCUCCCAGCCUCCAGAGUUCUCCGUCCCGGAUUGUGAAAACAAAUGAAAGCAAAACAAAAUACGAACAAAGCGGACCUGGAGCCCCCGGGGGGAAAAAAUCAUCUCCACCUGACUCCCAGCCCUUGCUUUUCCUUCUGCUUCAUCCACGUCCAAAACCAGGUCAUUUGGGCCUAAGAAGCAGCCCUAAAUCCUGAUCUCCCCACGCACUUGGAUCACGGGAAGUGGAGGAGCCAAAUGUCUGCCUGGAGGACAGCAGUGGCUCACGGGAGAGGGCUGUGGAGGAAGGAGCUUCUCAUCUCAGGGCCUCCCCUCUCAGCCCUUUCUGGACCAUUCCUAGCUCUCUCCCCAAACACACCACGAAGGGACAUAAAGAGAGACUCCACUGAGGCAGUGAGGCCCUAUCUCAGCACCAAGACAAAGGGUUCAGGAUGAGUCUAGGGAGGAAGAUGAAGGAAGAGUGACGAACGUGGGACAAAUACACCCUCCUCACACUGUUGUCACUAUAAGCUUAAGGAAUUUGAUACCAUAAAGCUACGAUGACUUGA